Molecule: messenger RNA, 1602 nt
Organism: Paracoccidioides brasiliensis Pb18
Exons: 1
Coding region: 1-1602 (533 amino acids)
Source: RefSeq, a predicted model, not a curated record
AUGUGGCUGUUCAGGGGUGCCCAAUCCGCUGUUUUCUACUACGCAGCCUGCACCCCCUGUGCUGCCUCAAUUCAUCGAAGGAGACGAAAAAAGGAUGCCGCUCGAACUCAUCGUGAACCCCCUCCCUCGCCAAACGGCGACAUCAUAACCGACCAACCCCCAAUUGUCUUCCACCAACCAUUCCCCUUCAGCACAAAUUCAUACUGGGACGAAGAGAUCGGCCUGGGCCCUGGCCCUCCUGCGAAACGAGCCGGGCGCAAGAACCUUCACAAUCUCAACAGCACUCUCAACAAUCACAAUCACAACAAGACCGGCCGUACGGGAAGCCAAGGGGGUAGCCCCACCCCAAAGCCAGAUGCAAAACCCAAAGCUAAAGCUAAAGUUAGCCCUCAAAAUGCCCCCGGUAGCUCCUUAGCUGAGGCAGUGACAGGUGUUUUGGAGGACUUGGUACCCUCUUCAAGGAAAGAUAAGGAGCCCCUCAUGAACCAGCUUGGAGAUCGUUGGAAUCGAAUACGCUACCAACGGGAAGAUGAGGUGCUAUGGGGUGGCAAAGAAGUUAAGGGAUCUUCUGUCGGAUUGUCUGGUCGUGGGCGAGCGGAUACUGGUAGUUCUACCAAGUACUACGUAGCUCGGAAUCCGGACGUUAACGAUUUGCACCCACCAAUCGUUUGUGGGCCGACUAGCAGGGCGGAAACAAGGUGGAUGUUGCAGCCUCCCCCCAGCGCCAAAGUGAUGGCUGGAAAAGUCCGAUCAAAUCUCUCUGUUCACGAUGCGCGACAUGGAAUUCGGGAGAAGAUCACUGGUAUUAAGUAUAAAAAUGUAGAUGGUGCCUCCCCUCGAGCUGACGAAGGGGAGGAACAGGAGGAUAGCGUAUCGCCCUCUGCUCGAAGGAGACCAAACCGGAGAUCAAUUGAAGCGCACCUUGACGGUACUUUCGACGGCACACAGAACUGGCCAAACCCAACCCAGCCCAAUAUUUCGCCAACGGCUAGAAGACGUGUCAAACCACCCCCCCUACACGUCGCGACAGAUAACUUCUAUGCACUCUCGCCAACCUCCCCAGACGAUGUCGUCCUCCUCCCUCCACGUCCAGUAUUCGCUCCAGGAACUAGCGCUAGUUCCUCCCUUGAUUGUGACCGCCAAAUAUCCUCACCAGAUGACCAUCGACGAAGCCGUUCUCCAUCGAUCAACUCCCGUUCGAACUCACCGUCUCCGAAUUAUCCUCAGCACUCCCGCAAACAAAAUAGCGGUAGCGAUAAUAACAACACCUCUACACCAUCCGAUAACCCCUCCCCAGCAACCUGGCAUUGGCCAUGGCAAUCUAUCGGUGAAGAACACUUGCAAUCCCGACCGGCCUCAAAGGCAACGGCUGAUAGCGGGAAAGCAUUCUCCAUUCAACAGCAACAGCAUCAACAGCAGCAGCAGCAGCACGAUCUAAAGCUCCAUACGGCUUGGCCAUCUUCAACUCUCGAUAUCGAUCUUAAACAUACCGAACAUGUGCGCACCGUACAUGUUGAAGUCAGAAAUCCCAAAACAUCAUGUUUUGAUGAUGAUGAGACGCCACGUAGCGUUCGUCCUUGGCGAUGGAGUAUGGAUCUCUGA